Messenger RNA from Pristis pectinata (smalltooth sawfish), 1827 nucleotides. RefSeq names its product zinc-binding protein A33-like. NCBI's taxonomy places the organism in Eukaryota, Metazoa, Chordata, Chondrichthyes, Rhinopristiformes, Pristidae. The record is from RefSeq and is a predicted model, not a curated record. The transcript has 6 exons. Bases 193 to 1638 code for a protein of 481 amino acids. Gene Ontology annotation, molecular function: protein binding; zinc ion binding.
CAAUCCCUGAUAACUUCGUGUAUUCACUGUCAUGUACAGUCCUUCCUUAGGGAGCGGGACACUCCUCUUUCGUCCUGAACUCUUGCAGAAAAAUCCCCUAAUUUAGGACAGUAUUCAUUCCCUGUGUACUGCAGCGCUUUCAGUGUACAAUCGCGGUGCUCAGGAGUUCCGCUACUCCCCGAAAGUGAAGCAAUGUUAAAUCAGGAAGUGUCAGCAGCUGUAAUGGCUUCAAAACAGCAGGUUGAGAAUUUAACCGCGGAGACAAUUUGUUCCAUUUGCUUGGAUUUCUUCACCAAUCCAGUUAUAUUGGAGUGCGGGCACAAUUUCUGCCGCUCCUGUGUCAUACAGUUUUGGGAAAGUGCCGGGAGAAACUCCUGCCCGGAAUGUCGAGUGGAAUUUCGAGGCAACACUCUGAGGAUAAAUCGGGUCUUGGCUAGUCUGGCUAAGAAAGCUCAAGUACUAAGCCUGCAUCUUAAGGAGAAGGAAAGUAAACGCCGCUGCGAGGAACAUCAGGAAGAACUGAAGCUGUUUUGUGAAACCGACAAGAAACUGAUCUGUGUGGUUUGUGCAGUUGCGCGGGAACACAAGUCUCACGACUUCAUGCUGGUUAAAGUAGCUGCUGAAAUCUACAAGGAUCAGGUGAGAUCUUCCUUGGAAUCUCUUACUGAAAAGAAAUCAACGAUACAGAACAUGGAACAAGAACAGGAAGAGAAGAUCUUCAGAGUUCUGGAACAGUCACGCAGCCUUCAGUACCAGAUCACAUCCCAAUUUGCUGAACUGCAACAGAUUAUCAUGCAGAAAGAGCAGCGCUUACUCAGAGAUCUCAGGGAAGAAGAGGAGAUGAUUCUAAGUCCAAUGGAUAAAAAUCUUCGAGCGAUUCAAGGGAAUUUAAACUCUAUUCAAGACGAACUCUCAAAGUUACAGGAACGGAUGGAUCAAAGAGACAACGUGGUAUUUCUGAAGGAAGAAGCUUGUCGGGACAAGAGGGUCAGUGGGGAACACCAUAAAUUGAUAAUUUUGGAUGGUACCCUGGCUGUUGAAAAAUUCGAUCACCCAUUUCUGUUGAACGCAGCAGUGAAAGAAGCUUUGGAUUUCAUCAAACCAUUCUCUGUGACCCUGGAUGUGGAAACGGCGCAUCCGCGGCUCGAAGUGUCUGAGGAUCGGAAGAGUGUGAGAGGGACCGCGACCCAGAGGGAUCUCCCCGACACCGGGAAGAGGUUUACAGUCCGGGAUUGUGUGCUGGGAUCGGAGGGAUUCACAUCGGGGAGACAUUACUGGGAGGUGGAGGUGGCGGGGAAUCGGGGCUGGAGGCUGGGAGUCGCCGAAGAGUCCGUGGAGAGGAAGAAGAAAAGGUUCGCACUGGUACCGGAAUCUGGAUUCUGGACCAUCGAGCGGGCUGGUGAUGCGAUUUAUGUGAACACCUCCCCAAAAUCCCGUCUCCCUGCCGGUCCUGUCCCCGGGAGGGUGGGAGUUUAUCUCAAUUACGAGACCGGGACAGUUUCGUUUUACAGCGCGGACACCAAGUCCCAUCUCCACACCUUCACUGGGAAUAAAUUCACGGAGAAACUUUAUCCUUUCUUCUGGACUGUGCAUGUAAACUGGCUGAUAAUCUGCUCGGGCUCCGAUCCCAAUCUGUAAACCGGCCGAGUCCUGUGAUCAAAGUCAGGAGCGGGGUUCAGGGGCUGUGGGGCAGAAACCCAGUUGACAACAGGUUGGUGCUGAACGGGUCCCAGUUAAUCCCCAAAUUCCGCAUUGUAAAACCCCAAUGAGCCGGGAUAUAAACCCGGUGUAAAUAUAAAAGUGCGAAGUGUGAAAUAAAAACUGAGG